CACUGUCGUGUUUACACAAAAAUAACAAAACAACUACCUAUUUUUUUUUUUUUUAAAGUGAGUCAAGCAUGUCAACACAUAAGCCACGCGCGAGUGUAUGUGAAAUCAAAGGCGUUACACUAGAACGGGGUUGAUGAGGUAAUAUCACUUCCCCCCCCCCUCCCCGGAGAAAUCCUUAAAAACACGUAUUCCUACCAACAAAUGGAAAUAAUCUGAAAACAAACAGCGGGGAAAAAGUUGUUAUAUCCCCCCCCCCCCCCCACGUGCGCUCGUGUGUGAGAUGGUCACUCGCGGCAGAGGCGCAGUCUCACUUCCAGCAGUGGUCUCAGUGGCUGCAGCCUCGCCCCUCCCUUGCGGCAGGCAGCGGGAACCCACUGCGCUCGUCAGAGGCGCCUGUCGGGGUGCAGGAGGUCGUUACAACAAACACUCUCUGACUGGGCGGCCUCGAGGCAAUACGGCAGCGCGCGACCAUGUACAACCUGAACGUGAACGUGUCCUCCGCGGGCAACCCGGGCCUGCUGGCCGUGGAGGGGUCCUGCUCCACCACGCCCAAGACGCCCGAGAUCCUCAACUCCCUGAUGGCCAUGUCCAACCCCUUCGAGGGCCUGACGGCGGGGCGCGCCCCCGCGCUCACCCCGGGCAGCACCAGCGACACCAGCUGCUCGGGGUCUCCCCUGGCCAGCCCCACGCAGCCGCCCAGCGUGCAGCACACGUGCUCGCAGCUCAUCAAGGAGGGCCUCAAGCUCACCAUCCAGACCAAGCGGCGCCAGACCGGCCAGCCGCUCGACCUGCUCGCCGCCGGCCCGCCACCCAAGAUGGCGCGGCGCGACGAGGAAUCGGAGGUGCUGGAGUCUCAGAACCACGAGCUGAAGAGCCAGAUCCAAGAGCUGGAGGGUCAGCGACGACGUCUCGUCGACAUGCUGUCCGUGCACACGCCCACGUGCAUGCGCAACAACGGCAGUGGUGCGCGCCAGCCCUAUGCCGGCGGCUACGCUGCGCAGUCUCCCACGGGCUACGAGGCGCACUGCGGCUAUGUGCUCGGCUACGCCGCGUCGCCCCUCGACCACCCGUGCAUGGCGUAGUGUGCACGCCACCGCUUCAGUGCGUGCUCUCUCUUUCCAAUAGUACUAGGACAGAGUUAACAUGUAACAUACACAACAUAUGGCUACUUCUGUGUUGUUAACUCAAAGUGAGGUUCAUGAGAAAAACACUCACAAGCUAUUGCCUCACCCUUCUCUUCCGAGUGCAUGUCAAGUCCUGCGGCAUGGUGUUCAAUUUGAAACUGCCGCUUUACAGGACCAUCCUUGGAUCCAGUUUAGGGGACAUGAUGUUGGUAGAUCAUUCGUGGGCCAGUGCCAGAGUUGGAUAUCAUUACUGAACGGAUCGUGGAAAUUCUGCCAUGUCAGGCUCUGUCAUUGAGAACAGGACUUACUAGCAUCCCAGAAGUUAGGUAUGUUCUAAAGUCGUGGAUAUCAGCGAGCAUAUUACAAGGUUGGGCUCUGAACCGUGCCUUUUGGGCUACCUCGGUGGUGAGUAGGUAGUCAUGACGAGCGAGGACUCAAGUCAAACUUGCCUUGUCACUUCCAAACAAAUGCAACUUGAAGGUAAUUAUGAUGCUGGACUUUUUGCUUAAUCCCGUACUCUUACGUUGUAAAACAAAUUACAUGGUGUCAGAGUGUAAUGAUUUGCAAUCUGAAGGAAAAAUUGUGGUUUUAAAUCUUGUAAUAAAAAGGACUUGAUAGUGGAAAACCAGCCAAUUAUAAUAAAAAGGUGUUGCAGGUAGUAGAUGAUUCAGCAUCUGGCAGAACGAUCAGCAACCAGUGACAUUACCAUUCCUUUAGGACACUUUUAAACUGACUUAACGCAUGCUUUGCAAAUUAUUUGUGUGUGUGCGAGUGUGCCUUACUACAAAUGAAAUUACACGUGUUUUAUAAAUUUUGUGUAAGAAAAAAUAUUAGCAGACUGCUCUAUUCCAUUAAUGCAUGUUAAUCUCAAGAAUAAUUUUUUGUUUUUUAAGAGUAGGUUUGGCAUGGAACAUGAUGUAAUUUUAGCAAUAUUCAUAUUGACACCAAUUUUAGUUCAUUAUUUUUUUUUCUUUCAGAUAUAUUGUAAGCAAAAUUACAUUUUAUUAUAUAAAUUGUGGAAUGAAUUUCAACAGUUAACAUAUUCAUAUAUACAGGCUGUAUCUUUCUAUGUAUUUGUACUGCAAAUUCAGUGAUAAUAGAUUGAUUAAAAAUAUUAUGAGGUCUUUCACUGGGGUGCUACCACAGGCAGAACCAGUACAUAUGACCAAAGACAAUGUAAUCUCAUGUUUAUUAUUGUAAUGGAAAUCAUGACAGUAGUUACUGAUACUUGGAAUGUACAUGGUUAAAAUUAUUGUUAGACAGAACUUGAAAGAAUGAAAAGCAGGAAAGAGAUGGUAUGUUUGUUUAGUUGGGAAGAGGUUAACGUGUGGUGUGUUCAUGAAAAAUUGAAGAACUAGGGUGUAAAUAGUGAUAACACUCCGUCAAGUGUGGCCACAAUGAAGUCCAUGAUUAAGAAAUCAGCGAGAAUGAUUUUUUACAAAGCUUUGUUCUUAAAUUUUUGUGAACGAAACCAUUAAAAAUGUACACAUAUCACACUCAAACCUUGAAAUGGUAAUAUUCUUUUGAGGCUUAUCACUAUGUACACCCGAGGUAUUCAAUUGUGUUUACAAUUUUAUAACUGCAGUUUUACAUUUUAAGCUUUCGUCCAUAAGUUGCAUUUCCUUACAAGGGCUUUUUAUAGAUGUUAAAGUAGGACUUCAUGAUUAGGUAAUUACAAUCCUCCCAUUAUUUGGCACUGUUACAGACCAUUUUGUUUUCUACCAUUUUUCUUCUUUAGGAGCUUGGACUGCAAUGACUAUGACAGCAAUCUUUUCUCAGUUUUAUUUGGCUUGUUGUUUAGUAAUCCCCAUAUUUCAUGGUUAAAAAUAGCUGUAUUCUUGGAUAUGCUAUUAAUAUUGUGCAAAUAAUUGUGGUUAUUCAACAUUGCACAUAGCAGUGCAGUUAUUACUUAGCAGUCUUGGAACAUUCUCUUUGCAGUCAAAGUUGCAACAUUAAGAGGUAUAUUUUUCCUUGUUUAUUUUAUGUAUUUGCUCCAUCAUUGUUUAACCAACACCUUAGAAGUUAUACAGACACAUGAAAGUACCAACUUUGAUCUUGGUGAUUGUUGGUUAUUAGUUCCUCUUUGUGUUCUUUGUGUGGCGUCUGACCAUUGGUGCAGCCUGGCUGCGGCUGGGCUGAUGCCCAAUCACAAACAAGCAAGCCUACGUGCAGUGGUUUCUUUGCCGUUGGUUGCAGUUUCUCGCAUUCAGAUCACCGCCACCGGUUACUAAGUAAUGGAAAUGUUCUCUUUUCCGCUUUAAAUGUCUGUUCGGAUGUCGUCAGUGCAUCUGGAUGAGGGACAGAAGUUGUGAUUACAUCAUUUCAUAUGGAAUAUUAUCUGUUGUACAUAUUUUAAAAUGUUUGUUGUUACGUUGUGUGCAUGCUAAAUUAUAUUAUUAUCAUAAAGCUUACAUUAUAUUGUUUAGAAAGACUUAAUUCCUAUUAGGGCUAAUUUCACCACGAUCAUGUAAUAAAAAAUCACAUUUAAAAAAAUAUUUACUGACGUUUAAGAUAGAUACCCAUAGCUUAACUUAACACCCAAUGUAGGGCAUUUAACUUAUUACCGAAUUUUAGCAGCUGGCAAAAUGACACCACAAUUGUCAGAUGAUAUUUGACAAGGAUAACAAGGCACAUAAAUAACUUAAAAUCUUUAAGUAAAAAAACUAGUUAGAUAUGAUUGUGAUGAUUUUUUUAAAAAUAAAGAAUGUGCUAAAGGAAAGUGAACUUCUGUUUGUUUCCAUCAAACAAAUGUGUGUGUGUGUGUGUAUACAUGCAUUGAAAAUUUAAGUUUAUACAACAUAAAUUAAAAUAAUAAUAAAAUGAAAAUUAUAAAACAAAAGUUUAAGAAAUUACUUAAAAUAUUUUCCUCUUUCUUAACUAAAUUUGUUUACAAACUUAUCUUGAUAUGACCCCAAAACAAACAAAAAUGAAAUAUCACUGCCUUGUAAUUGUGUUUCUAACGAAUUCCAAUAGAGUAACUACAGGAAUUAAGGGGUAUACGAGAAAUGUGUGGUUUACUUGAACCUUUAAGCCAGGCUUAAAUUCAUGAAGUAAAUUUAAGGGAAGCUUAGUUACUGAGGGUUUAACCUAGCUGUGGUGAAAUUGGCCUUUAGGGGUAUUAUAAAAAACAUAAAACGAGUACAUGAUCAAUUUAUACUUAUUUUUUUAAAUUAGUACUUUACUAUUAUUAAUACUUAAAAUGAACGUUUCAUUCCUGGGUCAGGCCACAGUCAAGUGGGACAUAGUGCAUAUUUUAAUAUUUAAUAAUAGUGUUAUAUGUUGCUGUCUCCUGUAUUCAUUACUAGCAAAUUACAUACACAUCAUUCACUUCAUCUGCUUUACUCUGGUUCUCGCCAGUUCACAUCCAUAACGACUGCACAGCACAUCACAACAGGCCCGCCAACCUUCUAACACUAUUUACACACACAAACGACAACAAUACACAACAAUUACAUCAAGAAAAAUAUUAAAAAUUGAUAUAUCAAACUUUAAACUUAUUGUAGACAAAUUGCAUAAAGGACUUAGCAAAACUGUGGUUUUUUUUAUACACAUGCUCAAACUUAAAAAUCAAAAAAAUUUUGGUCACAGAAGGACAACAGUUUUUUAUAAUUUAUUAAAUUACAAUUUCCUUUUUGUCAAUUAUUUUAUCAUAGGCUUAUGUUACUUUGUAUGAGUAAACAAGAGAUAAAAAUAUGUAAGUAUAAAUAAAUAUAACAAGAUUAUGUGAUGCCCUAAAAAUUAAAGUAUCCUUCCGUGACAAUUUCAAGGCAUUUUUUUAAAAGAAAAUACCAAUAAUUAUCAAGGUAUGAAAUUAUAAAUUCACAUUUUCAUAAAUGCAAUCAUAAUUGAUCUAAUUAAUCACUAAUAUAUUAUGUGAUAUUUUUACUGGGGAAAAAAAAAAUACAUACUGUCACAGGACAUUUUUUGUCACUGAGGUAAAAAUCCAACCAAUGUCUCAACAAUAUUGUUUUCUGUUCCCUCCUAUUUUUUGUAUCACAUGAUAUUUUCCCUCCAUUUGCAUUACUAAAAGCUGGAGGUUGAAUAAUUUGUUAAAUGUGGUAAGUUUAUUUCACUGUCAUUUCAUAUUUAUAAAAGUGGUAUUGAUAUAUGCUUACAAUUCUGUCUGGUAAUGUACAUUCUUUAAGCAAUGGAAAACUGGCUUUAACUUACAUUUCUAUAACUUUACAAGUGAAGUGUUAUGUUUGUAGUAAACAAUGGGCAAGACAGAUGCUCAACAGAUGCAGGAAUGCAGAAAGAGGCUGUAAAGUGUCCAAGUAUAAAGGUGAAAAGGUCGGGGGGGGGGGGGGGGGGGGGAAGGUUUGUUUGAUAAAUAAUGGGGAAAAAUUUCCUUCCAUAAAGUCCUUCUAUGACGGUACUUGAAGUGUUUUCAUAACUGAAAUAUGUAAGUAAACAAAACCAUAAUUUUAUUUUUGUAUCUAAAGUGAUGUACAUACCUGGAGUAUUAAGCAUACAGAGCCUUGUUCAAUUAGUAUUCUAUUCAGAGGUAAAAACUGCAAUUUCACAUUGAAUAGAGAACAAUAACUUAUGUCUUUUUUUGUGUCCUGUGAUGUUACACAUUAUAAUUUGUAUAAAUUAAUUCUACACAUAUUAAAAAGCAAACCUAAUGUCAAACCAUUCCUAUCAACUCACAUUUUCUAGCAAAACAUUUUCCUAACUAAUAUUUAUAAUACUCAGGAAAUUAUUAUGGUUGAAUUGUUAAAAUGCCAUCCUUCUGUGACGAAAAAAAAAAAAAAUAAUACUGUGGCCUGACCCUCCUACGUUCUAAAAUUUUAUAUUUUUGUAUGUUAAACAUUUUUUAAUAAUACUAUGUAUUUCUCUUGCUAUUUUUUGUAUUUUUUUGAAAAUAUAAUGCAGAGUUACUGGAAGAAGGUAUUUUAAGACACUAAUUCAUAAAAUUUGUUUCUGUGUCACGGAGUCCCAGGAAUGCGCAGCUGGAAGGUAAAAAUGCCUCAUCUUAUUGAGGGUCAGUCAGUACUUUAGCCACCCUGAUAGGUCGCUAACUUAAACUGCUACAGGGUGGAGCCAAAUGUCUAUCAACAGGGCAAAUUGGAAACUGAAGGUAUCGCAGUAUACAGAGCUGUAACUAAAAUUCGCAGUUUAGCUAUAGACGUUGAUUGAGUUGGAUUUGAAACACUUUCUAGUUGCAGACAUUCUUGGUGCCAACAAGGCAUAGACUUUUCUUUCGAAUAAGCUUGCAUUAAACUUGAGAGUUAGUUAUGUUUUCUUCUAAGCACAGCUGCAUGUGUGUCAGCCGUACAAUGUUGAUGGUGCUCACUGAUGAAAAUGUUAUAAAGUCUUAUGUUUUGUGCUGGAGUGUUUUUAUUUUCCCAUGAGUUGUAGUUAGUGCAUUGGUGUUCCAUCUACUGACUGGACCUUAACAUGUUUGUUUCAUGAAAACUGCCGAUUAUUAACUUUUUUUUCCAUUUCAGAUGAAGGUGGUGAUAAUUUAAAAAUGUAACCUAGUGUAUAUACGUACUUAAAAAUUGUUUGCUUUCACGUGUCACCGCAUAACCCCAGGUUGUGGAGGGAAAAACUCAUUGAUUGCUUCUGACAUGAGUUGCUUGUGUGUAAGAUGAGAUCUAGCCUGUUGUAUGCCAACACAAAAAAAAAAUCCUAUCAUAUCAAUAGUGCGCAUUAAAAAAAUAUUACUGUAGUUUGCUUUUGAAAACUUAAAUUUUAUUGGUUAAUAUCUAUGGAUAUUAAUUUUGUAAAGCAUCUUUAGUGUGUCACAUGUAAAUAUUGUUUUUUUAAGCAAGAUAUUGGUGCUAUUAUUUGUAGUCUGAAAAUCAAAAGUAUUGUUUUCUACUUCUUUGUGUGAAUGUUUCAUUAACUGUGUCGAAACAUGUUAUCUUCCAAGCACAUUGCUUAUAUUAAUGAAUGGGCAGUAAUGUUAUACAUUCUUGUACUGUGUACCUGGUCGUAGUGGCCUCUCAAGAAACCCACUAUGUAUUUUUUUAUAGUAAUAAACAAACUUUAUUAUUGGAA
Bacillus rossius redtenbacheri is the source of this 7130-nucleotide messenger RNA. Its product is annotated as activating transcription factor 3-like. Gene Ontology annotation, cellular component: nucleus. Gene Ontology annotation, molecular function: DNA-binding transcription factor activity, RNA polymerase II-specific; RNA polymerase II cis-regulatory region sequence-specific DNA binding. Gene Ontology annotation, biological process: regulation of transcription by RNA polymerase II. The transcript is spliced from 3 exons. The record is from RefSeq and is a predicted model, not a curated record. Bases 471 to 1082 code for a protein of 203 amino acids. NCBI's taxonomy places the organism in Eukaryota, Metazoa, Arthropoda, Insecta, Phasmatodea, Bacillidae.